CUUGCUUUCUGCUCUCUUGCAGGUUCAGUUCCCCCUGUGAUUUUUGGAUCCCCUUUACACUCAGUGUGCAGUGGCUGGACCAAGUGAAAAGCAGAGACAUUGCACAGUUUGACCAAGAGGAACAGAGACAUCUGUCACUGUGAUCUGAAACAAGUCUUCAGAGAAUUUUAAAUAUGUCUAAUCCAUCAUGGCUUCCUCCGAAGAGCUCUGGAGAUGGAAUGGCGCAUGUAACUGCCAGAAUGGAAACUCAGGGUUUUGGAACUCCUAGCAUCUCUGUGUCAACACAACAGAACCCCAAGAAAUUUGCCCCUGUUGUUGCACCGAAGCCCAAAUACAAUCCAUAUAGAGGAGGACCUUCUGAAGGAGGUGAUGAUUUCCCUCCUCCUCCACCCCCACCUCCUGAAGAGACGAGCGGCAUUCAGCACCCCCACGGAAACUUCCCUCCACCUCCUGCGUCUGACGAAGCCAUGUUUAAUGUUCAGAUAAACACUGGGGGGAAGACAAUAGAGGAGCGGCGUUCAAGUUUAGAUGCGGAGAUUGACUCCUUGACUAGUAUUUUGGCAGAUUUGGAAAGCAGCUCACCAUACAAACCACGCAACCAGAGUACCGGCGGGUCAACUGGUACCUUGACUCACCCUUCAGCAGGAACUCCAGUGACUGGUCACAAGAGGAUGAUUAUACCGAAUCAGCCUCCACUCACUGCAACCAAAAAGUCAGCAGCCAAACCUCAACCACAGUCCACUUCACAGCCUGCUCCAGCAGGAUCCCCAGGAUCCCAAAGGCCACAACCUGUGCCUGCAUCUUACACUACAGCUUCUACUCCCAGUCGUCCCACCUUCAAUGUGCAGGUUAAAUCUGCUCAGCCCAGUCCCCAUUUUGUGCCACCUGGGCCUCAACCCAGCCAGCCUUACAAUAUUGCUCCAAAUCCAUAUGCCUCUCCGCAGACCCGCUACCAAGGACCUGGGCAAUAUACAUCUCAGCCUAGUGGGCUUGAGUAUAACCCAAAUCAGUCUGCUCGCUGCUACUAUGUUGAACCUAGAAAUGUGUAUCCUCAAGGGAAUCAGCCCAAAUAUCAAGACCCUUACUACCCAUCUGCACAAGGCUACGGAGGGAGGAAUGGCUCUGAGGCUCCCUAUGCACAGCAAGGAGGAUGGAAACCUGAACCUGCUUACACUCCUGCACCUGCUAUGGGGCAACAACCUCCCGCAUCAUACCCACCACCUAACACUAAGAAGACCUACAUCACUGAUCCACCUUAUGUUCCACCACCUCCACAGCAGCCAAAGAUGUCAGGUUACCCAGGGCAAAGCUCCUCUCUCCGGCCAGAGGAUGAACUUGAUCGUCUUACCAAGAAGAUGUUGUACGAUAUGGAGAACCCACCUUCAGAAGAGUACUUUGGCCGCUGCUCACGCUGUGGAGAGAAUGUUGUAGGAGAAGGUACUGGAUGCACAGCAAUGGACCAAGUAUUCCAUGUUGAAUGUUUCACCUGUAUGACUUGCAAUAGCAAGUUACGUGGACAACCUUUCUAUGCGGUGGAGAAGAAGGCUUUUUGUGAGCCCUGCUACAUUCGCACGUUGGAGCAGUGCAAUGUUUGUGCCAAGCCAAUUAUGGAGAGGAUUCUACGAGCAACUGGGAAGGCGUAUCACCCUCACUGUUUUACCUGUGUGGUGUGCUUCCGCAGCCUGGAUGGCAUUCCUUUCACUGUUGAUGCUUCUGGACACAUUCACUGUAUUGAAGACUUCCACAAGAAGUUUGCACCAAGAUGCUCUGUGUGUAAGGAACCAAUCAUGCCUGCUCCUGGCCAGGAGGAGACUGUUCGGAUUGUAGCUUUGGAUCGUGACUUCCAUGUGCAGUGUUAUCGCUGUGAGGACUGUGGAAGCCUCCUCUCUGAAGGGGAGAAUCAAGGUUGCUACCCGCUGGACGGACACAUCCUUUGCAAGGCCUGCAAUUCUGGUCGUAUCCAGGCCCUGACUGCCAAGUCUAGUACCGAUCUGUGAAUGAACAGCACCUCCACUUGAAUAUUAGAAAAAUGCCCAGUGCUUAUUUUGAAUUAUUUUCUCAACUGAACUGCCAUCUGCAGAUAGAGAUGGCUGUAAUCACCAUGCCUUGUAGUAAUCCCUAUCUAGGUUAGGUCUUGAUUCUCGGUGAUACAUUGAAAGGAAGGCCAAUAUGUCAUUAUUUAAUGUGCACAACUGUAACAUUCUUGCUAUUUAGCCUCAGCAAUACUUGCAGUGCAACAUAGGCAGUUGUAAUUAGCACUUGUUGGGGAUAAAUGCAGAGAUUGUGCACUUAAUGCAGCAGGCAAUGUAAAACCUGCUUAUGUUUUGUAAUGCCCUUGAAAAUCCGCUAUAUAUUGUUAAUGGUUUAUGUCAAUAUGAAAGAUCAACAGUUUUUUUUUUUUUUUUUAUAUAAUGGCAAACAAAAAGUGGAUAGUAUUUAUUCACUGUGCUGAUAACUCCAGUUUUUCGCCUUUCACGGUUUGUUUGUAGUGCAGGCAGAGAAAACCCUGCCACUAACUUAAAGGCAACAGGGCACUGAUUAACCAGACAGGCCUUUAUAUUGGGGUUUUAAAACAUUUGAGCCUUUCAUGUUACCUGAGAUAUACAAAGUCGGACCUUAAAUUCACUGGGCAGAGGGAGGUUUUCUUGAAGAUCUAUGAUUCCUUGCUCUCAGCUCUUGUUUUUCCUUUCAUGGCUUUGCUCCUUUAUAUAGCACACUAUUUGGCUGCUGCUGGUGAUGGCAUUUUAUGUACGUGAUUGGAUAUUUUUAAAUGCGCUUUAUCAGUGGUAUGUGGUUACGAAUAUGCAAGCACAGACACUCACCUGCUUACUGGUACACUUGUGGCAGAGCACAAAGCAGCACAAUGCAAAGCUUAAGUUUUUGAUAUGAGACUUGUAACUGUGUGUGAUCAAGAGAUAUGCAAAAGUAAGUUACGUGCCUUAACAUUACAGUUACUUAGUCACGCAGAGUCAAGUGGGCAGCCAGAUUUGUUGCAACACAAGGAGGACAUUCAGAGGCUGUUAUUCUGCUUAGCCCAUAUAUGCAGUGCAUUACUGAGAUCCAUGCUGAAGCUGUAAAUUAUAUUUAACGGUUAUGGGAAUUCUGAUACAUGUAAGAAAAAGGACUUUUCAACAUUUAUGUCAGUGCUUUGACCAAACCUCCAACAGAGCAGGGGCUUUAUAUAAUAUGGGAAUAGUUGAUCAGUCCUAUUUGAGAUACGUAAACCAAUUGUAAAGUUACAAUUGCCUAGAGCCAACUAGGUUUAAUGAUUCUAGGUCAUUGUGUUGAAGUUUGUUCUAGUGCUUAGGAUAUAUUCAUAGAAGCCAGUUUAUAUAAAAUCAUAUACAUAUCCAGUACAAACAUAAACAAAUCUUAGAACAAGAAAUCUGAUUUCCAGGCCCUUAAGAGAAAAAAUAAAUAUUGUAAGUGCCAAUACGUUUCAAGAAUUAAGUUUUGUUUUUAAAGGGUCCAUGUUUUUGUCCACUAAGAUGUGAAGUGCCACAAUGUUCAAUACAGCUGGGAUAAAUUCCCAUGUGUCCAAGCUUUCAUGUCCUAAGCAAGAGAGAGCAAACCUUGGCUCUAUAAAAUGUCUGUGAACUAUAUUUUCCAUGAUGCUCAGCCAGCCUUUAUCACUGGUAAUACUGUUCACAGGGAUCUGUAUUGCAAAGGUUAGCCACCAUUUCCGUACUAUGUAAGAUUUUCUAGAAAACCCUGGUGCAGAUGGCUUACUAGGUUCUUAAUGCUCUAAUGAGGGAAAGAACACCAAAUCAUUGCAAGUCAUUUCUUCCAUUUUCAUUUGCGCUUGUCACACUCCAAUAUACAGUGUAUGUAUCCAACGUUGGAUUUGCUUGUUUCUGAGUAGCUGGUGAAGAGAAUAGACAUGUCUGAAGACAUAGCAAGUCCAGAAUGCCAUGUGAUUGAACAAUAUGAGCCUGCACUUCAUACCUCAUAACAACAAGCUAUUCAAUCAGGGGUAGGAACAAAUUAUGCUUUGUCUUGGUCUAUAGGAAAAAUAGUUGUCGUUCUUUAAUCUAUAUCUGUAAACUAUUAUAUUAGCUAUAAUAAAUAAUAAAGCAUUUACUAUUAAUUAUUGACCUUAAUUUUUUUUAUUAUUACCUGCAUGUCAGCGGUAAGCAGGGGCUUUAUGCUGUAUGUCUGCCAUGAUAUUUCUGGUUAGUCAGAAUAAGCUUGCGUUCUAGCAGUCCAUUAUCAGUUAAAGUUUAAAGUGUCUUACACAUUAUAGGACAACU
This is a messenger RNA of Pelobates fuscus (common spadefoot toad), 4250 nucleotides long. RefSeq names its product LIM domain containing preferred translocation partner in lipoma (gene LPP). The transcript is spliced from 11 exons. Gene Ontology annotation, biological process: cell-cell adhesion. Gene Ontology annotation, cellular component: stress fiber; focal adhesion. The coding region runs from base 174 to 1997 and encodes 607 amino acids. The record is from RefSeq and is a predicted model, not a curated record. Lineage: Eukaryota; Metazoa; Chordata; Amphibia; Anura; Pelobatidae.